AUGAGGGAGAAGACCAGCAAGUUGCGUGAACACAUCAAGAGGGAGCGAGGAAAUCUGGAAAUGCCUAUUAGCGCAGACCAUGUCAUCGAACAAGAGAACCAUGUACAGCAUUGUCAAAGCAAGCUGCAGUACAUCAACGACAGAGUAAGGAAAGGCCUGGAGAAGGAGGAUACGUUGGAUUUAGCUAUCUGCAGAAGUAAGCUGUUACAUUACCGGUCACGCCUACAACUGAUUACUGAAAGAAACUUAACGGGAUAUGUAAGGAAACUGGAAGAAGGAGUGGAAACAUCGCUGCACAGAAUCAACGAUUUCUUCGCGGAUACAACCAUGUUGGAUGUACCUGAUGCAAAGCCCUCCGAGGAAGAUCGGCCCAUUCUUCCAGAUGAUGCAGAGAUACUGGAGCGUCUAAAAAACGCACAACUACAAUCCAGUGUAAAAUCCAAUAAUAUCAAGCAACCGAGCCAUCAACAUUUUUCGGCUGAACAGCACUUGGACCAAAUGCGGCAUAUUCAGCAACAGCAGCUGUUACUACAAAAGCAAAUAGAACUCCAGCGAAUUCAACAAGAGCAUUUGGAAAAAGAACUCAAGAUCCAGCAGCAAUUUCACAACCUAAGAUUGCAGCAGGAGAAGUCGCAUGACGAGUCAUUUUGUACGGACCAAAACAACGUUCUACUUCAACCACCAAGUAUAGAUCCAAAGAAUGUCGCUCCGGGGGCUGCACACAGAGCAGCGGCGAAAAGCCAUGGAGAUGCACACAAGCAGGCCGGAGGUAAUUCUCCGCUACCGGCACAGACAAAAGAUCCAGAUACACCAAAUAUUUUGCAGCAAUCCAAUCAACACCACGGAGAACCACUUAGAAGUCCCUGGAGGAUUCAUGCACCGAUAAGACAACCGUUAAAUAAUACAGCCAAUGAUUGUUCCCGAUAUCCUCAACCACCGGAAUCGCGACUGCCGAACAGAUCUCCUCAGAACAGAAUGCAGAAUUAUCAACCAGUUUACAAAUGGCCGUUUGAGUACGCAGGCCAAGCGAACACCAUACGUCUCGGUGAGUUCCUAAACAUGGUUACAACGUACGCUAUAACGGAAGGCGUCGACGAGACAACAUUGUUGAGAUCCAUCAAACACCUAUUAAAGGGAAGUGCGCUACAGUGGUAUACACGCUGCUACAUGCACCUUCGUGACUGGAACGAGUUCAAACUGGAGAUAAAAAGAGAAUUCCUACCACCCAACUAUUCAGAGAUCGUUAAACAGGACCUCUACCUUCGGUUCCAGGAGCCCAAUGAACCGUUUGCCAGUUUUUAUCGAGACGUAGUCGCGGCUUUUGAAAUCGUGGAACCCCCGUUACUGGAAUCCGAGAAGCUGUUCAUAUUGAAGUCCCACCUUAACGCCGAUUUCACUCCGAUUGCCACAGCCGCCAGAGUAACAUCAGUAAAAGAACUGGUAGCUGUAUGCAGAGACUUCGCGGUGUCGCGAUCAUACGGGAUGCGCAAUAGAAGCCAAGGACAACUCCGAUCAGGUUGGAGUAGAAAUGAGAACCCAACGUUUAAUCGAUCAACACGACCGAGCCCCUCCGGGCAGCAAUACGGUCGACAACAGUUAAAUACAAUAGCGCGGGACUUAAACGAGCAGAUCGAGGAGACACCGCACAGGGAAAUUCUUGAACACGAAGAAUCCAGUCAGCAACUGGCUAUUCAAUGGGAGGAGGCAUCAAUGGAAUCUGAAGAAAUCAACGCGAUCCGCAUGCAACCACCAUGGUCCAGGAACCAGGAAACUACGCGAGAAAUUCCCAACACCGAAGCUCGUGCUAGUAUGUCAACAGUCAUCACGUGCUGGCAAUGUGGAAACCAAGGACACACAUACCCCACGUGCCCUAAUCCAAAAACUUUCGUAUUCUGUUACAGCUGUGGCAAAAAAGGAGCCACUACGCGAAGCUGCCAACAGUGUGCCGCUAGAUGGACUCAACUGGCAGCGGCAAACAGAAAACAUCAGUCGGGAAACCAAUAG
Messenger RNA from Armigeres subalbatus, 2004 nucleotides. RefSeq lists its product as uncharacterized. Bases 1 to 2004 code for a protein of 667 amino acids. The record is from RefSeq and is a predicted model, not a curated record. NCBI's taxonomy places the organism in Eukaryota, Metazoa, Arthropoda, Insecta, Diptera, Culicidae. Gene Ontology annotation, molecular function: zinc ion binding; nucleic acid binding. The transcript is spliced from 2 exons.